Messenger RNA from Cladophialophora immunda, 1183 nucleotides. RefSeq lists its product as uncharacterized. Gene Ontology annotation, cellular component: extrinsic component of mitochondrial inner membrane. Gene Ontology annotation, molecular function: metalloendopeptidase activity. Gene Ontology annotation, biological process: mitochondrial protein processing; mitochondrial proton-transporting ATP synthase complex assembly. The record is from RefSeq and is a predicted model, not a curated record. NCBI's taxonomy places the organism in Eukaryota, Fungi, Ascomycota, Eurotiomycetes, Chaetothyriales, Herpotrichiellaceae. Bases 172 to 897 code for a protein of 241 amino acids. The transcript has 2 exons.
GCAGUGCUGAGCGAGUCAGAUUUGAGCUUGGCGAGCUGAGGGAGGACCUCUCGAGUUUCCCCUAUGGUCUGCAGCUUCAGUCGGCUCGCAUUGUUCAACGGGUACAUGUAAUUCUGUUUCUCUGUUGCUUCUUUUCUCUUCUUUUCGGUCUCUAGAAUAAGCUCCCUCAUUAUGGCUGACCCCUCCUCGUCUUCCGCUCCUUCAUCUCACCAAGAUGAAUCGGACUUCCUACCCAGCGAUACUUGGUGGAAUCGUUCCGUCAACUUCUUCCGCAUGGCCACCGGUCGCAUGUCCCCCGGAGGCGCGAAAAAGUACUGGACCGAUGCAGACGACCGAUAUAGCGCAUUCGAUUGCAAACGUUGCGAAGAGAGCCGGGACUAUCUGUUAAAAUACUCCCCAGUAAUCCGAUUCAUGAACGAGAACAUCCAGAAACUGGGCGGUGAACUGGGACCGCACAAUAUCCAUUGCAGGACGUGCAGAGGCGAGGAGGAGGCGAUGCAGGGUGGCUUUGAUCAUAAAUACGGGAUUAAGAUAUGUGCGAAUUACGUGCAGGAACGGUCUGUCAUGGAGGAUGUUCUGGCACACGAGAUGGUCCACGCAUAUGACCAUUUGCGGUUCAAGACGAAUUUGACCCUCGAAGAUGAUCUGAGACAUGCGGCGUGUUCAGAGAUUCGGGCCAGCAAUCUCAGUGGCGAAUGUCGGUGGGCCAACGAGUUCUUCCGCAACAAGAUCCUCUCUUUCACGAAUCACCACCAGGAUUGCGUUCGAAGAAGGGCAAUAAUCUCGGUCAUGGGUCGACCAAGUUGCAAAGACGACGUACAGGCAGUCAAAGUGGUCAAUGAGGUGUGGGACAGCUGUUUUCGGGAUACGAGACCGUUCGAUGAAAUAUACCGGUGACAUUGUUGUAAUACUCCAACAGGUUUGUUCAUGAAUCUUUCAGCAUGGCGUUGGAGGCAAACAUAGAAUCCAUCCUCAUCCAGCCAGAACCGGCAAACAAUGCACAUAAUGGACACCCAGAACCAACCAGACUCCGUUCUCCUCGGCAUGACUGAUUAUUCGCAUUUCGGCGCCGGCCACAUGUUCAAAUUUAGCGAUCUUUUCAUGAUUUAACAUUCCUUCUCGUCAAUUUUCAGUCCAUCCACCGUUUGAGGAACUUCUGCAUCGCUGCAUCAGUGGGCUGGCC